AUGGAGCAACAACCGUUGAACACGAGCGAAGUGAAACCACUAGCGCCACCGCAACCACUUCACACGACCGAAUUGAAACCAUUGGCGGCACCGCAACCACUUCACACGACCGAAUUGAAACCAUUGGCGGCACCGCAACCACUUCACACGACCGAUCUAGACGACGAAGAUGAGAACGUCAAACAGCUCGAUGAAUGUUCUUCUCUCUAUCUCUUGAUGCAGGAUUGCGUUGUUCGUUCUAACCGGAAUUGGAAAGAAUGCCAGAAAGAAAUACAAGCUUUGAGGGAAUGCUCUGAGAACAGAAGGAAAAAUAAACCAGAAGUGAGAGUUUAUAAGCGAUGA
Messenger RNA from Lathyrus sativus (Indian pea), 342 nucleotides. Lineage: Eukaryota; Viridiplantae; Streptophyta; Magnoliopsida; Fabales; Fabaceae. The record is from the annotation of a GenBank genome assembly.